AUGGUUCACCUUGUCCAGUUAUUAACAGUUCUUCAUUUUGGACGGUCGUUGCCACAAGUUAAAACAAAUGCCAGUCGAAAGGAAUUACUCGAUUAUUUUGAUAAUACAUGGACGUUAACUGAAGUGCUUUUCGAUGGAUUAGUCAAUGAAGAAGCAUAUUAUUGUCGUCCUUAUCAUAAGUUACGUCAUCCAAUGAUCUUUUAUUAUGGACAUCCGGCUGUAUUAUAUAUAAAUAAACUACGUGUAGCUGGUUUUAUUGAACGUGGAAUAAAUCCAGAACUUGAACAGCUAUUUGAAACUGGCGUCGAUGAAAUGCGAUGGGAUGAUUUACAUGAAGGCAACGAAGAUAUCUGGCCGUCGAUAAGCGAAGUUCAUAAAUAUCGGGCUGAUGUGUAUCGAGUUGUUCAUGAAGUGAUCGAAACACAUCCACUAUUUGAUGAUGAACACAUGCCAAUUGAUAUUAAUAAACCAACAUAG
This is a messenger RNA of Adineta steineri, 477 nucleotides long. NCBI's taxonomy places the organism in Eukaryota, Metazoa, Rotifera, Eurotatoria, Adinetida, Adinetidae. The record is from the annotation of a GenBank genome assembly.